UUUCCCGCUCGGACCUCGCAAGGAGAUUUCAGAGCUCUUCGGACCACCAGACUUCAGCCGCCAAGGGGAGGGGAGCAGCAGACUAGCAGGUCAGCGAGCACACCCCACCCACUCGCCCCACCUCAAUGCGUUUUGGUUCCGCGCUAGCGCGGGAGACGGGGCGCGAGGGAUCCGCCUCCUCUUCGGCUCUGAUGCGUUGAUCUGGUUCUCAGCGAGGUUUGCUCUAUGGGGAAUCGUUCUCGGCUAAGUGCAGCCAAGGAAAGCAUGCAAUCAAUCAGUGAAGAGACGGAGAGUAGCAGCAGAGAAGCAGAACCAAGCAGAGUUCACCAAUUGAAAUGCAGAGAUGAAAAAUUCAAAGAACCAUGCCUCGACCGAAUUCCUAAUUUCCAUUGCAAAAGUUUGCCUUCAAGAUAUCGAGAUGGAAACCCGGAAGAUAGCAUCAUGCACAAGCGAGGCUCUAUGUAUCAGAGUUCCAGUGAGGUUAGCAGACUCAGGAAUCUCCAAGGGAGGAGGAAAAUAAAUUAUUCGAGCAAUAAAGACACAUUUUUAUCCUUUGAGGUUGUCAAUUCGUCCUCUCAGCCUAGCACAAGUUGUGCUAGCUUCUUUCCGCAGCGGAGCUAUUCAUGCAAUACAAGGUCUUCUAUGGGGACAACUCAUUCAAUGCUUCAAGCUUCCAGGGAGUUUAUGAAGCUUUCCCUCCAUGAAAUUCCUGAGGAUGACUUAACACUUGAGAGGCCCCGCAGGGACUGCAAUUUGUUGAAAAAUGAUGCAACAGACAGUUUCCUGGAGAUUUCACUUGAAGAAGAUACCACCAAAGGUUCAUGCACAAAUGCAGCCCCCCAUUUGCUAGAAAGCAGUUGCAUCAAAGUUGCAAGAUCAAAUUGUCAACAGUCAGUUGAUAUUUGUCCUGAUCAAAGAGAUGUAAGUAAUCUGCCCAAGUCCUUGUCGACGAAGGUGGGUGUUUUUGAUGCUACAUGCCCAUCAGAAUGUGUUGGCAACAAAAAGGCUCGAUCUAGCCCGUUCAAGAAAAUUCUUGAUCCUAUCAUGAAGUCAAAGUCUCAACGAAAUCCUUCUCUGAUGGAAACAGAAGAUGCAAAAUCUAGUAGUACGCCAUUUGGAGUAAAAAGUAGAGGAUUACGCAAAUCUUUGUUAAGUGAUAUUUCAAGGACCGAGCAAACCCUAGCACUUGAUUGCCAGACAAGUGGGGAAGCCCAGCAAUUGACCGUUACUUCAUCACCAACUCAUCUUCAUGCUGUUAUUAAAUUGGAUCCAAAUAAUGGUGCUUUUGGUUUUGAGUUUUGUACCAAGGGCCCAGAAGAAUCAAUUUAUGCUAACACAUGGAAAGCUGGGAAUGAACUGAAUUGGAUUUAUACUUUCCAUAGCAGUGGCAAGCGAGCGAGCACUGUAGGAAGGGCCUCCAAGGAUAGGCGUGGUUGUCUACCACCAAUUGUGGGCCAGAUGCAUGUGUCUUCCUAUUUGUACUCGAAUAUUGAAGAGGAUGGUACUUUGAAUAACUCAGCCACCACAGAAUUUGUUUUGUAUGACAUUGCUCAUGCAAGACGGAGUUCUGCUGUUGAGAGAAUUCAAUGCACAGAUGCCAUUCCACCAUCGUUCCGCAAUGUUUUCAAUACUUCAGUCUCUAGGCAUACCCGAGACAGAAAUGAUCUGGUGCAGCGACAAAAUACUACAAGGAAUGACUCAGAUCUAUCGACAUCUUGUCUUUGGUCGCAAGAAGAUCUUCAUCCUCAUUUGGAGGUUGCUGCUGUCGUGAUCCAGGUGCCAUUUCAUAAAACAAAGUCCAAAGAAUUGAAAGCUGGAUCAUCACCCGGUACUAUCAAAGCGGCUACAGCAGGUGGUGCACAUGGGUUACCAAGGGAUGAUGAGGCCAGUCCAUCACCAUUACUUGACCGUCUGAAGUCUGGUGGAGUCUGUGAUUGUGGCGGAUGGGACAUGUCUUGCCCAAUUGUUGUCCUUGACAAUGCAUAUGAUAGUUACUGGGCUGAUUCUGUGAGGAAUGAAAGCAAAGUUCCUAUGGAUCUAUUUGCUCAGGGUAACAAAGAAGUUCUCCCUGCCCUUUCGAUGAAGGCAGAUGGGAAUGGGCAUUUCUCGGUGGAUUUUCAUGCACGACUAUCGGCGUUGCAGGCGUUUUCUAUCUGCAUCUCUUUGCUUCACUGUUCUGAAGCUUCUUCAGACAUUGGUAUCGAAAAGUUCAAGAGCAAGCUAUACUCCAGUUCGCUGAAGAUGCUCCUGAAGGAGGAAGUGAGGCAGUUAAUCGAUUCGGUCACGACCAAGGAGAAGAAUGACCCGAAGAUCAGGAAUGAAAAAACACCUCCGUCUAUUGUCAUCGACCCUCCCUUCUCUCCCAUGGGAAGAGUAUAGCAUGUGAAUAAGCAGCUGAGUAACUCAUGGGAGUAAAAAGAUAAGAAAAUCAGAACAUUCCCAUUAGUUUUUACCAUGUUCAUUUUUUUUGAGAUAAAAAGGAGAAUAACCAUGUUCAUAACGAUGGAGGAUGCUUGUAGUUCAUAAUUGUAGUAUUAGCUUUUAGCAACCAAGGGAGGGCAUGGAUUAUUGCUGUAAUCCACCAGAGAAUACACAAUGUAUGAGCCAGCUCUGAAAGAACAAGAGCAUAAAGAAACCAGAUUGUAGCCAUUUUUCCUGUGUAAAAACAUUCUGGGAAUCUCUGAUCUGUUGUCUUUGCAAGUGCAUUUUUUCUUGUUCUAA
Molecule: messenger RNA, 2721 nt
Organism: Panicum virgatum (switchgrass)
Lineage: Eukaryota; Viridiplantae; Streptophyta; Magnoliopsida; Poales; Poaceae
Exons: 3
Coding region: 226-2379 (717 amino acids)
Source: RefSeq, a predicted model, not a curated record